AUGUUCCCAAAUUCUUCCAAUCUGGGCUGCCCACCCUUCCCUCCAAGAUGUCAACGAAAGAGUAAUUUCUCCAAUAGGCUUACUCGAAAUAAACCACCUACUCUUCUCUCUCAGCAGCAGAUUAAUGAUGCCCAGUUUCAUUUACAGAAUGCAGUUCUUUCCAGGACUCUUCCAAGUGGGAACAGUGCAGCUACUCCAGCUGCUACACCACAGCCAUCAACUUUUGGAAAUGGCAGUCCAGUACAUACAUCUGAUGCCCCCACAUCAUUCCAAGGAACAAAGAGACUAAGUGAAGAAAUUAUUCCACAUGCUGCCAAACGGCAGCGGUUUCGUUCACAUCAUUUUGAAAGAAUUGUAGUUAACCAAGCAGUGCCUUUACCAGAAGAACGUAGAUACUCCUUUCCAAGAACACUUUCCUCUCCACUGUUUGGGUCCUGUUACAUGCCAGAUACAACUGAAUAUGACCCCCUGUUGCAAGAUACUUUGUUUCCAGACCCUAGAUACAUGAGGCUCCCUGUGGCCAAAGAUAAGUUAAGUCAGCAGAUUUUGGAGUUAUUUCAAGUAUGUCAGCAGCAGACCUCUGAUUUGAGCAGAAAAGAGCUCUGCAGAACAGAACUUGAGCGAGAAAUUCAGCAAAUUUUUCCAGAGAGCAAACUCUUUUUGGUUGGGUCCACACUGAAUGGGUUUGGCACUCGCACCAGUGAUGGUGAUUUGUGCCUGGUGAUUAAAGAAGAACCAGUAAAUCAGAAGACUGAAGCAAGACAUAUACUCAGCUUAGUCCAAAAACACUUCAGUACUAAACUUUCAAGCUACAUUGAGCGACCUCAGCUGAUUCGAGCAAAGGUGCCAAUAGUGAAGUUCAGGGAUAAAGUCAGCUGUGUGGAGUUUGACUUGAAUGUAAACAAUGUUGUGGGGAUAAGAAAUACAUUCCUUCUGAGAACCUAUGCAUACCUUGAGAAUCGCGUUCGUCCAUUAGUACUUGCUGUUAAGAAGUGGGCAAAAUUUCAUGACAUAAAUGAUGCCAGUCGUGGUACUUUAAACAGCUAUAGUCUCGUGUUGAUGGUUUUGCACUAUCUACAGACCCUACCAGAACCCAUCAUUCCAUCCCUCCAAAAGAACUACUCAGAAUAUUUUGAUCCUGCUAUACAGUUGCGUUUUGUUCAUCAAGUUCCAUGUGCCAUUCCUCCUUACUUCUCAAAAAAUGAAUCAAGCCUUGGAGAUUUGCUGAUUGGCUUCCUCAAAUAUUAUGCCACAGAUUUUGAUUGGAGCCAUCAAAUUAUUUCAGUUCGUGAGGCCAAAGCUAUUCCAAGAUCUGAUGGUGCUGAAUGGAGAAACAAAUUUAUUUGUAUAGAAGAGCCCUUUGAUAGGACAAACACUGCUAGAGCUGUACAUGAAAAACUGAAGUUCGAUAUUAUCAAAGCUGAAUUUGUGAAGUCUUGGCAGGUAUUGCAAGACAGGAAAGACCUGAACUGUAUGCUUCCUCUUAGAAGAAUAAUUCAGAAAAGAUAA
This is a messenger RNA of Mesitornis unicolor (brown roatelo), 1509 nucleotides long. It is a transcript of the gene TENT2, whose product is annotated as PAP associated domain containing 4. Bases 1 to 1509 code for a protein of 502 amino acids. Gene Ontology annotation, molecular function: poly(A) RNA polymerase activity. The transcript has 14 exons. The record is from RefSeq and is a predicted model, not a curated record. Gene Ontology annotation, cellular component: cytosol. NCBI's taxonomy places the organism in Eukaryota, Metazoa, Chordata, Aves, Mesitornithiformes, Mesitornithidae.